Molecule: messenger RNA, 816 nt
Organism: Neogale vison (American mink)
Lineage: Eukaryota; Metazoa; Chordata; Mammalia; Carnivora; Mustelidae
Gene: RARRES2
Product: retinoic acid receptor responder 2
Exons: 6
Coding region: 191-682 (163 amino acids)
Biological process (GO): inflammatory response; regulation of lipid catabolic process
Molecular function (GO): signaling receptor binding
Source: RefSeq, a predicted model, not a curated record
GAGGGGGCAGGAAGUGGCUAACAGCCCGGCCUAGAGUCAGCCACGGGAAGCAGAGACCCCGAGGCACAGAAGAGGUGAGGAGGGGAGAGAAGGCCAGGGAGGCAGGCGGGCGGAAGGAGACCAGCCAAAGGGAGCAGCUCCAAGGCAGAGAUCUGUCAACCCGUCUGGCCGGGGAGACCGACUCGACGCCAUGUGGCAGCUGCUGAUGCCUCUGGCCCUGUGGUUGGGCGCAGUGGGCCUGGGCAGAGCCGAGCUCACAGCAGCGCAGCAGCGUGGCCUGCAGGUGGCCCUGGAAGAGUUCCACAAGCACCCGCCCGUCCAGUGGGCCUUCAGGGAGACCGGCGUGGACAGCGCCACGGAAACGCCCUUCCCUGCAGGGACCUUUGUGAGGCUGGAAUUUAAGCUCCAGCAGACCAGCUGCCGGAAGAAGGACUGGAAAAAAGCGGAGUGCAAAAUCAAGCCCAACGGGAGGAAGCGGAAAUGCCUGGCCUGCAUCAAACUGAACUCUGCAGAUAAAGUCCUUGGCCGGAUGGUCCACUGCCCCAUACACACGCAGGCUCUCCGGGAGCCCGAGGAGCACCAGGAGGCUCAGUGCGGCAGGGUGGAGCGUGCGGGCGAGGACCCCCACAGCUACUACUUCCCAGGACAGUUUGCCUUCUUCAAGGCCCUGCCCCCGAGCUGAGGCCCGACGGUAGAUGAAUUCUGUCCCGCUUCCUGGACAGCUGCAGGAGCUGACCAGUGCAACGCCGACCUGCCGUCCCCGAGCCCAGGGAGUACGAGCCCAUUAACCCCGAGCCAAUAAACUGCUCUCCCAGA